CACAGCGCCGCCUGCACUGUGUUCAACGUUACACGCGGAGCUGCCGUUUCCUCAACAAAAAAACAGAAUACAAAGUGUGAAUAUCAGCCACCCUCCGGCCCGGUGGCUCAGCGGGGAGUGUGUGUGUGUGUGUGGAGUGUGUGUCCGCAUCAUGUCGAGCAUCCAGCUGCUCAGAGUCCUCGUCAACGAGCGGCUCUCUGCGGCCGCGGAGGAGAUCUUCGAGGCGGUGAAGAAGACCAUCACGGGCUACGAGGAGGAGAUCCGGCGGCAGAGCGCGAUGCUGCACAAGGUCUCCAAAGCUGCAGAGAAGUCAGAUAAACACUCAGAUCAAUCACAGCUCGCUCUCUCCGUCUGGGACGAUGAGUCUAGUCCCACUAUGGACCAUGACGACGACCCAGAGGAGCGGCCGCAUGCUGGAAAUCGGCUGGAAGACCCUCCGAGCGGCCUGGAGGUGGACCUGCAGGGGAACCCCACAAUCAAGUUCAUCUUCACCUCUCCAUACGUUAAGAACGAGCCUGACCCGCUUCAUGAGGAUUAUCAGAGCGCUGAAGGGGACGGAGAUCCUCUGCCGGGAACGUCAGCCGAACAGGACGAGGAAGAGGACGGGGAAGGGGCGGCUUCCUCCAACUCUUCUGUCACCGACAACAGCGACGAAGAGUGGAGGGGCAGUGCGAUAUCUCAGAGCGAUGACAGCGAGAGUGAAAACACCCUAGAUCAUAGAAAGGCGCCUCGUCUACCGAUGGCCCCGAAGCUGCACUCGACUAAAAAAUACAAAAAAAGGAAUUGUUGUAAAGUCUGCGGGAAAGCCUUCCACUCCGUCUUCCCGCUGGUGAAUCACAUGGAGGUGCACCCGAAGGACGUCUGCGGCGUGUGCGGGCAACGUUUUGAGACCGAGGAGAAGUUUCAAGACCACCUGAAGACGCACGUGAAGGCCGAGGUCUGCAAGGUGUGCGGCAAAUGCUUCGGCGCCUCCAGCUCUCUGGAGACGCACAUGAGGAUCCACACGGGGGAGAAACCGUUCGACUGCAACGAGUGCGGGAAGUCCUUCAACUGUCAGCACAACAUGAAGCGUCACAUGCGGAUACACACGGGGGAAAGGCCGUACCCUUGCAACAUCUGCGGCAAAUCCUUCAACGACUACUCCACCAUGAAGCGCCACCUGCUGGCUCACGCUCACAGGAAGGAGGGGGGCCUGACGUCCGCGAACGAGAAUGAAAACGGCGGCGAGAAGAAAUUAGCGUCGGCGAAGAAGCCGCCGACUCCGAGCGUGUGCACACUGUGCGGGAAAAUGUUCCACUCCCUGGUGUCUCUGGUGAAUCACGCUAAAGGUCACUCCACGGACCGCUGCGUCGUCUGCGGAGCAAAGUUCGACUCCGACGACGACCUCAAGAACCACCUGAAGACGCACAAAAACGGGAAGGUGUGCGAGGUGUGCGGGAAAUGCUUCGAGUGUCAGACGAGCCUGGAGACGCACAUGAGGAUCCACACGGGCGAGAAGCCGUUCCUCUGCAGCGAGUGCGGCAAGUCCUUCAACUGCCGGCACAACAUGAUGCGCCACACGCGGACGCACACGGGGGAGAAGCCGUUCCUCUGCAACGUCUGCGGCCGCUGCUUCAGCGACCACUCCACCCUGAAGCACCACAGCAGCACGCACACGGGGGAGAAACCACACCGCUGCGAGAUCUGCGGGAAGGGUUUCCACCGCAAGACGUACGUGAGGCUUCACAUGAAGAGCCACUCGACGAAAAAGUGACCGAGCAGUAAAACGCGUCAGAACAUUUCUCAUCAUGACUCUUUUAUCUUCUUUUUUUAAAGAGAUAUUUUUUGAGCUUUUUGCAUUUAUUUAGACAGGACUGGAUAUUUCAGGAAAUCAUGAGAGUGGGGAAUGACAUGCGGGAAACGGAGCCGCAGGUUGAAGUUGAAUCUGAGCUGGCUACUUGGAGGACUAAAGCCUCCAAACAUGAGGCUGGACCGAACGGCUAGGCAGACCCGCCCAUGAGGAUACCUGAGCCCUCCCCAGAUAUCACUUCAUCUGGAUUAGUAGGGUUAGCACUAGCUCCCUGGCUAACAUUAGCCUCCUGGCAAUCAAGUUAGUUUCAUAAAAAAACUUUAAAAAAACGCUCAUACUAUUUAAAGAAGAGAGGAAAGAAACUGGCAACAAAGAAAAACUUAUUUUUGUACGUUUAGUGGUGAGAACUGAGUUCUUAAAUAAAAUGUGGUCAUUGCUUCACAUUUUCACCUUGUUUUUGAUUCAUUCUUUACACCCAAGGCUGGAUAAUAAAUAUGAAUUUAAAUGAAUUAAAACGCUGUAAUGACGUCAUUUGGCCACUAGGGGGCAGCAGAACAGCUGUCAGCCAAAGACUACUAAAGUACCAGUGUGAAAUGAUUCAAUACCAUUAAAUAAAAGUCUUACUUGAUGAAAGGAACAAAAGUAAAAGUAUUCAAAAUGA
Messenger RNA from Labrus mixtus (cuckoo wrasse), 2450 nucleotides. RefSeq names its product gastrula zinc finger protein XlCGF26.1-like. NCBI's taxonomy places the organism in Eukaryota, Metazoa, Chordata, Actinopteri, Labriformes, Labridae. The record is from RefSeq and is a predicted model, not a curated record. The transcript has 2 exons. Gene Ontology annotation, biological process: regulation of transcription by RNA polymerase II. Gene Ontology annotation, molecular function: RNA polymerase II cis-regulatory region sequence-specific DNA binding; DNA-binding transcription factor activity. The coding region runs from base 152 to 1753 and encodes 533 amino acids.